AUGACAACCUUAAACCCAGUUGGCUCUAGAACAAACCCAUUUCAGAAACAGCUUCAUCAUCAUCGUCCAAUUUAUGCUAAACCAAUUUCUUGUCUCACCUUCAGAACCUCACCUCCACCAUUUUACCCCUCCACCAUUAAAGCCUAUUCUUCUUCUUCACAAAAUUCUAAAAUCCCAAAACCCCUUAUCCCUCAAACCCCUAAUGAAAAACCCCAUAACCCAUUUUCAUUCGUUAAGCCAACACUCAUUGCUACAAUUACUGCCACUACCCUUUUGUUCGCAAGAUACUUUGUCUUCCCGAAACCUGCACUUUCUAACCAAGCUUUUACUCCGUCGGCUAUGGAAACUGAUGUGGUGAGAGAUGCAAUUUCAGAGGAGGAAAGGGAAAGAGCAAUUGAAGAACACCUGGUUUCUCACCCGGAUGAUGUGGAAGCGUUAAGGAUUUUGAUGGAAAUUCGGAUAAAGAAUAAGAAAAUGCUGGAUGCUAUUAACAUUAUUGAUAGGUUGAUUGAGCUCGAACCGAAUGAGACCGAAUGGCCCUUGUUGAAAUCUCAUUUGUAUGUGAACUCUGGGGAGAUUGAAUUGGCCAAAGUUGGGUUUAAUGAGAUACUAAAGAAAGACCCUUUUCGUGUCGAGGCUUAUCAUGGACUCGUUAUGGCAGCUUCACAAGAUGAAUCGAUUGAGGAAUUGGCGGAAAUCGAGAAGAAGGUUGAGGAGGGCAUUAAAUUGUGUAAGAAGGAGAAAAAAAAAAGUGACUUGAGGGAUUUUAAGCUGUUGCUUGCACAAAUUCGGGUGAUAGAAGGGAAAUAUGAAGAUGCAUUGAAGGUUUAUCAGGAGUUAAUGAAAGAGGAGCCUAGGGAUUUCAGGCCUUACUUGUGUCAAGGAAUAAUAUACACAUUAUUGAGGAAAAACAAAGAGGCUGAGAAGUGUUUUGAGAAGUAUCGGAGACUUGUACCGCAAGGGCAUCCCUAUGCUAGGUAUUUCGAUGAGAACAUGAUUGCAACAAAGGUUUUUGCACAGAGGGCGGAGAAUGAGAGAGCUAGCUCAAAAAGCUGAAUAGAAUAAGGCUUCGGUUCUGCUGAAGUUCAGAUUGGAUGGUAGAGCAGGUAUCUGAAUCGAACGACAUGUGAUCAUAGUUCAUUUAAUCAAGAAUGGAAGUGAGAACCAUGCUUUGUGAUUUUUU
Molecule: messenger RNA, 1183 nt
Organism: Solanum verrucosum
Lineage: Eukaryota; Viridiplantae; Streptophyta; Magnoliopsida; Solanales; Solanaceae
Product: protein SLOW GREEN 1, chloroplastic-like
Exons: 2
Coding region: 1-1056 (351 amino acids)
Molecular function (GO): protein binding
Source: RefSeq, a predicted model, not a curated record